This is a messenger RNA of Colletotrichum acutatum, 1335 nucleotides long. Its product is annotated as ligand-effect modulator 3 family. The record is from RefSeq and is a predicted model, not a curated record. NCBI's taxonomy places the organism in Eukaryota, Fungi, Ascomycota, Sordariomycetes, Glomerellales, Glomerellaceae. The transcript has 4 exons. Gene Ontology annotation, cellular component: plasma membrane; Golgi apparatus; endoplasmic reticulum. The coding region runs from base 53 to 1291 and encodes 412 amino acids.
GAAAAGGAUAACGCUGAACGCAGCUGACAAUAUCCGGCCAAGAGCGAACAAGAUGGGUCGGUCCAAGUCGGAAGAUUUGCUUCAGUUGGAGAAACCGCGAAAGCCAAAGGCGACACCAUUUAAUCAACAACGCCUGAAAGCUUGGAAGCCACUUUUGACACCAAAGUCAUCAAUCAAGAUCUUCCUUGCACUUGGUGUCGUCUGCUUGUCACUGGGGAUAUUCUGGCUAGUUCAAAAUGACAACAUACGAGAGAUGCGGAUAGAUUACACAAAGUGCGACGAGAUCGAAUCCUACAACGAGCUUGAAGUUAUGCCACCAGAUAACGUCCGAAAACGCUUCAAGGCUUCAUCAGCGGGCCAGCCCGUGGACCAGUGGAAAAGGUCGAAUCAGUCCGUGACCUUCGACGGAGUUACCAAGAACUACACUCUUUGCACAAUAGAGUUCUUCCUACCUGAAGACUUGCAGCCCCCAGUUCUGUACUACUACCGGCUUACAAAUUUCCAUCAAAACCACCGUCUCUAUAUCAACUCUCGUCACAAGGACCAACUGAAGGGCGAUGCGGUCUCAUUGAAUAGCAUCAAGAGCUCAGAUUGCGCUCCGGUGUCAUCAAGAAUUGUUGCUGGUAGUGCAGAGGAGAAAAUUGUUUACCCUUGUGGCAUGAUAGCCAACUCAUACUUCAACGACACUUUCGAAAACCCGCUGCGCAUCCCGAGUGGUACAAACCGAACCGUUCCAUACAACAUGACAUCGGUCGGCAUCGCCAAGAGGGUUGAAAAGGGAUUGUAUCAACCGAGCAAAUACCAAGUACCAGUUACCGCCCAAUCCAAUGACAGCCUCAUCGUGCCUCCUCCAGGUUGGGCAGAGAGGUACCCCAAUGGAUAUCAUUCAGGCAACAUGUUUAAUCCAGCAGAAGAUGAGUCUUUCAUGGUGUGGAUGCGAACAUCCGCUGGCUCAUCGUUCAGCAAGAUGGCUAUGCGCAACAAAGACAAAGUGAUGGAGAGAGGCAUCUAUCGCCUUGAUGUCGUUUCCCACUACCCUAUCCGUGAAAAUCGUGGCACGAAGUCUAUCGUCAUUUCUACAACUUCUGGCAUCGGCCGGCGCAACAGCUUUUUGGGAAGAUCUUUUCUCGCAAUGGGAUCUGUCAGCAUGUUCUUCGCCUUUAUCUCCGCCCUGACUUUGCGAUACCGGCCUCGUAGAUUGGCAGACCAUGAUUAUCUGCAUAGGUACAACUCCCAAACUUUGCAGCGCGAAGGGAGCAACGGUCCUAUGUUACGGACGACGAGCCGAUAAUUGGAUGAUGGCGAGAACCACGACGUGGGUGAUGAGUGGUGGGG